This is a messenger RNA of Phytophthora infestans T30-4, 1098 nucleotides long. RefSeq lists its product as uncharacterized. NCBI's taxonomy places the organism in Eukaryota, Oomycota, Peronosporomycetes, Peronosporales, Peronosporaceae. Bases 1 to 1098 code for a protein of 365 amino acids. The record is from RefSeq and is a predicted model, not a curated record. The transcript has a single exon.
AUGUACGAGAUACCCGUUCUCCUGCUUCUUCCGCUGUUUCGACUUGUGAUAAUAGUGGUUUUCGCAUCUGCUGCGACUCAUAAAGAAGAUACGAUUCCAGCCCAAGUUGUGUUUACAGUCGACUUUUUCGACGCUGUUUACCUAGUCACUUCUUUACAAAGUGUGUCGUCACUAGCUCUUGGUGCCGUCAUGGCUGUUGAUCUACUACAGACAGCAACUGAACUUCACGAACUUCAUCGACAAACGAGACGUAUUUUAUCCAGACUUUACGUUCAAGGACACUCGACAGAUUCUAGGAAUUUCAAUUUACUCGUGGCAAUGCGAGAAUUGUGCAGCUCCGACGUAUUGGAUCAAUGUGGACUUAAUUUGAAGAAAAUCCAAGUACGUUCGUGCAUUGACCACCGCCUGUCCGAAGAGGGCAGAUCGCUACUUAGUAGACUCGAGCGGAUUUCAGCUACCAGAUCAGCGGCGAGCUCAAUUCCACAUAAUCUUAACACAUCUUCACGGAUCAGCUCCAGAGUUACUUCAGAGGAUCCAGGCAAUUCAUGGGACUGGAUUAGGUGCUGCGUUCGGAGAAUCAAUACAGUCGCACCACUUACUGCGCAACCAAACUCACCGUGUAUAGAGGAAAUCCCACCUAAGUUCGCUCGAAAGAUCGAGAGUAGAAUUGCAACCCAAGCGGAGAAAUCGAUCAUUGUUCAAGAAGCGCUCCAAGUUCUCUUCACGUCGGAGUGCCUUAUUCUUUCCGAGUAUUUGGAAAUUUUCGUUCCUACGGUCUAUGGUGCAUUCGUUCUCGCAAUGGCUCAUUCCCCCAACGCUCAGUAUCAUACAGAUUUGGCCAGUGUGACGCGUGACAAUGUUGAAGGAAUCGUCUCUCGAAUAUUUGUUUAUGUUUUAAUGGAGCUCGUAUCUUUCGUUGUGCUAGCUGUAAUCACACAGCGAAAUUGCGGAAUCAACGCGCUGUAUCAGCUGGCAUUUGUGUUGGAGACCCAAAUGCUCUUUGUCCAGUCGACGUUGGUGAUGUGGAUAUUGAUGACCCUGACGUAUCGAGUUACUCAUUUUGGUAAGUCGGGUUUGCAGAUGUCAUUUUGUAGGUGA